Falco peregrinus (peregrine falcon) is the source of this 3881-nucleotide messenger RNA. RefSeq names its product CDP-L-ribitol pyrophosphorylase A (gene CRPPA). Gene Ontology annotation, cellular component: cytosol. Gene Ontology annotation, biological process: isoprenoid biosynthetic process; protein O-linked glycosylation via mannose. The record is from RefSeq and is a predicted model, not a curated record. Gene Ontology annotation, molecular function: D-ribitol-5-phosphate cytidylyltransferase activity. The transcript is spliced from 10 exons. NCBI's taxonomy places the organism in Eukaryota, Metazoa, Chordata, Aves, Falconiformes, Falconidae. The coding region runs from base 109 to 1371 and encodes 420 amino acids.
UUGCGGACGUCGCGGGCAAAUAAAACACGCGGGCGGGCGGUUGCGCGAUCCGGGCCGCGUUCCUGCUGCCGGGGGGGCGGGGAGGGCGAGGAGCGGCGCCCCGCGCAGAUGGAGCCCAGCAGCGGGAGCCGCGGCGCCGGGCCCGCCGUCAUGCCGGUGGCGGCUGUGCUACCGGCGGGCGGGAGCGGGGAGCGCCUGGGUGGCGCCACCCCCAAGCAGUUCUGCGCCGUGCAAGGGAGGCCGCUCGUCAGCUACACGGUGCGGGCGAUGGAGAGGAUAAGUUGGAUAUCCAACAUUAUUGUGGUGGUCUCUCCUGAAAAUAUUGAAACAAUGAAGUCUAUCGUUGAAAAAUAUGGCCACAAAAGAGUUAUGAUAGUAAAAGGUGGAAUAACUCGUCACCGGUCAAUUUUCAAUGGCCUGAAAGUAUUUUCAGAGAAUGAAUUUUCCAACCAACUGCUCCAGAAACCAGAAGUAGUGAUUAUCCAUGAUGCUGUGAGACCGUUUGUUGAAGAAGAUAUUCUUUCAAAAGUGGUUAUAGCUGCUAAAGAACAUGGGGCAGCAGGAGCAAUUCGUCCUCUAGUUUCCACUGUUAUUGCCUCUACUGCAGAUGGCUGUUUAGACCACUCACUGGAACGUGCGAGGUACAGAGCGAGUGAAAUGCCUCAGGCUUUCUUGUUUGAUAUAAUCUACGAAGCAUACCAACAGUGCACAAACUAUGACCUGGAUUAUGGAACUGAAUGUUUGCAUCUGGCUUUGAAAUACUGUAAAACAAAUGCCAAACUUGUUGAAGGAACAGCUGACCUCUGGAAGGUGACCUACAAGCGGGAUCUGCAUGCAGCUGAAUCGAUUAUUAAGGACAACCUAUCACAACAAGUUUGUGUUAUUACUGAUGUGAAGGAAGCUGUUGCACAAGUAGGUUUUCGCCUUCAUGAAUCUCUGAAAAACCAAUUAAAAGUUGAAGCUAUAUCAGUAUCUCUAAGCAAAAAUGAUAGCCAUCUACAGAACAUCUUUUCAGGACAGUGCUACAAUUUUGUUUGUGUAAAUGAUAAAAAGUAUGCCAUUCAAGAAACCCAGCAACUAGCGGAUAUGUUGGAAAAAUCAAAUAUUCCUCUCUUAUAUCCAGUUGUCCUUAUUUCGGUGCACUUGGAUAUUUCAGAAAAUAUUUCUUUCAGCAUUGGGAUGGAAGAACUAACUAGGAUCAAGAAAUUUGCAAGGGAAAUGAAAAAGAAAAAUAUUUUGGUUUAUGGUCUCCUUAUCCAAGAUAAGGACCAUUUGCUGCUUCAGGACACAGUAAAUUCUGCUGCUGCUCUUAUCAUGGCAUUAAUAAAAGACAGAAAUGCGGAGCUGAUUGGCCAGCUGUUGGUCGCAUAAGACCAUAAAUCAUGUGUGGCUUUUGGAAAAGUUUCUUUUUCAUCAUCCAUUCACCAAAGGUCUUGAAGCAUUAUACACAUUAAAAACUCUGGAUUUAUGACAUUUACUAUUAAGAUCUUGUAACAACAUAUUUUUGAUACUUAAAAUGCAAGUCUGAUACUAUUAUGUAUAAUGUGUAAAAUGAAAUACAACUCAUUCUGAGAUACAUGGGUACAUACUGUGAGGAAUGAUACUGAAACAUUUUUGUGAGGUACUGAUCAUUCAAAAAGGUGCACAGAGGACACCAAAGCAUUCAUGCAGAAUUCCUUUAACUCAUGUAUGUGUGUUGUACUCUAGGACUGCAUGAAUUGACUCUUAUUUAGAUAAAAUUAUUCUAAAGCACAGCUUAUCUUCUUUAUAAGAAAUUGUUUAAAAAUGCUGCUAUACCUGUUAGUGAAUGUAGAGUUCAUUGUACACUGUAGCCUUCCUGACAUCAACAGAAAUGCAUAUUGCAAGAAGUGUUGGAAGUUUCAGUUCCCUGCCCGCCAUGGAAUGAAAGUAACCUCGAAUCAAAGAAAAGAUGUGCAUGGGGACAAUGAGGUGCUAAACCCCCUUUUCCAGAUGCAGUAUGCUCUGGCUGUAGUACUCCUUAGUACUACACUUCUUCCAGUACCCAUGUGCCAUCACUCAGAGCUAGCUCCAGUAGCUCCACUGAGUACUGUAUUACACAUACUCUGUGUUUGCACAUGUGUGUACAUAUAUAUGCAUGUAUGUGCGUAUGCAUGCUUAAAGCAAAAGGAAAGGGUUAAGACCCCCCAAAAAUGUUUUACAACCCAAUCUGUAGGUAAUGGAGAAAUAGAAAGAUUCUGUUAGCUUAUGUGCAAGAACACAGUUUUCGUCUCUUGCUGAUUAGCCUAUAUGUGUAUUAAAUAGCCGUGAAGAGAAUGGAGCUCUCAAUGUAGAAUUGAGAUAUGCCACAUUGCAUAUGCUACGUGGAUAUUCAAGUGUGUAAAGGUGGGACAGGAAGAUGAAAUGAUGAAUGGUUAUUAUUAUGUGAAGUAUCUCCAGGUAUCGCAACCACUAAGAGCAAUACAAGAGGAUGGUCCUUGAAGACACCUGUCCCUCCUUAUGCAUCAGAUUCAGGAACUGGAGCUCUCCUGCAACUCGUGAAGGGACUAGAUUAAAGUCUUAUGUACCUGCUGUGACUGGAAUAAGGUCUUGGAGAAGUAUCCCCACUGGAAGCGUCCAGUGAGUCCUCCAUUCAGGCUGAGUGAGAGCACUGCCAGAUGAGCAAGUUUCCUUCUGAAACCAGCAUUCCUCUCCCUACUCCCAGCACGUUCCACUCCCUUUUGCACUCAGACAAAACUUAGGAUAGCAUGGUCCAUGCUUGGUCCCCUUCAUCUUUUCCUUCACCUGCCUAUCUGUAUGUCUGCUUUAGAUCUUUUGGAAGCUGAUGUUGAUCCCAAACCUACUUCAUUGUGUGAGAAAAGAAAGUUGUUAGCUGACUGUUCUAUAUCCAAGGAACACAUUUUCUUCUAUGCAGAAGUCAUCCUAAGACAAUUCAUGAAGUUCUCGUGCAUCAUCUGCUUUCUUUGCUUCUCUCUCUUCUCUACUUUGAUUAUUUGUCCUUUUCUGACACUGUACAAAAUAAGCAUUCAUAUUAGCUCUAUGUAUGGCUAUACAAUAGGCGUAUUUUAUUCAUACAUAUAUUCAUGCCUGUUCAUAUGCACAGUAUGCAAAUAAAUGAGGAACUAAAGAAUUUAUUAUUGGUAUUCAUAAUUUAACAGGACAGUUUUCUCAAGUUUUCUGAAUUUGCUUUUACAUUAAUAAAUUUGAUGAGGGAAUUCAUCUCACAGGCAUAAUAAAAGAUGUCUCUGACUAUUUUGUGAUUCUUCUUCACUUGAAGACUAAAAUACAGUCUGAUGGGUUUUCCCCAAAUAAUAAACAAGUGUUAUAAAAUCCUUUAUGUUUUCUGUCCACUCUAAGUUGUACAUUGUGAUACCGCAUUAUCACUGGUUUGUGUGUAAUUUAUCAUUUGCUUAAACAAAACCUUUUAGAUUGUAGGGAUGUUUUACUUACCUCAUUCUCUUAAAAAGAUUUCAAUCCAAUUAAAAAUAUUACCAUAAUGAACUGCUGUAAUGAAAAAUUAUAUUACAGUUGUUUAUGGACUUAUUUUGAAAAGAGAAUAGACAAUGCACAACGAUUAGUCAGUUUCAGGUCAUCAAACAUACUUAGUACUAAUCUUAAAUAGACAAUAAUAAGCUUUAUUAAGGUACUGUUAAUAGUUGCAUUAUGGAUUUUUUUAUCUUUACCAGUCUUUUUAACUAAUCUAUAGACACUGAAAAAUCUAUUGUACUGGAAGCAAGAACACCAACAACAGAACUACUAAAACAGAUCACUAGAACUGCAAUUAAAAAAAAAACAAAACCCUGGACAGUGAUUAAUACUAUUGUGUAUCCAAACCAAAUUAAAUGGUCUUUUGGAUGAUUGUUAAUACUUACAAUGGGAAUAAAGAUAUAAAAUGAAAUUAA